AUGAAGAAAGUUUUGAUUUUGAUGUUGUUAAUGAUGUUGGGUAUUGAUGUUUCAGAAGGGGCAAGGAAGGUAUCUUGGAGGGUGCACACACUGUUUUCUGUUGAAUGUCAUAAUUACUUUGAUUGGCAAACGGUUGGGUUGAUGAAUAGUUAUAGGAAAGCUAAACAGCCGGGGCCUAUUACUCGUCUUCUUAGUUGUACUGAUGAGGAGAAGAAGAAUUAUAAAGGGAUGCAUUUGGCUCCAACUUUUGAGGUUCCUUCUAUGAGUAGACAUCCAAUAACUGGUGAUUGGUACCCUGCAAUAAACAAACCUGCCGGGGUCGUACACUGGCUUAAAUAUAGUAAAGAUGCCAUAAAUGUUGAUUGGGUUCUCAUUCUAGACGCAGACAUGAUUAUACGUGGCCCAAUUUUACCUUGGGAACUUGGUGCCGAGAAAGGAAAACCUGUUGCAGCAUAUUAUGGGUACUUAAUAGGUUGUGACAAUAUUUUGGCUAAACUGCACACCAAAAACCCGGAGCUGUGUGACAAAGUUGGUGGGCUUUUGGCCUUUCAUAUUAGUGACCUGCGGGAAUUCGCCCCCUUGUGGCUUUCGAAAACGGAAGAAGUACGAGAAGAUAAGGAACACUGGGCAACAAACAUAACUGGAGACAUAUAUGGAAAAGGAUGGAUUAGUGAGAUGUAUGGAUACUCUUUCGGUGCUGCAGAAAUAGGACUUCGGCACAAGAUCAAUGAUAACUUGAUGCUCUACCCGGGUUAUGUUCCUCAAGAGGGAAUUGAGCCGGUUCUUCUUCACUAUGGGCUUCCAUUUAGUGUCGGGAAUUGGUCUUUUGAUAAACUGGCUCACCAUAAUGAUGGAAUUGUUUAUGAAUGUAACCGGCUCUUUCCGGAGCCUCCUUAUCCGAAAGAGGUAUUACAGUUUGAACUCGACGCUAACCGAAGGCGAGGACUAUUUAUAAGCAUAGAGUGCAUAAACACUAUAAAUGAAGGUCUUGUAUUACUGCACGGAGCAAACGGUUGUCCUAAGCCAGCGUGGUCGAAAUACUUGAGCUUUUUAAAAAGCAAAUCUUUUGCCGAACUAACUAAGCCAAAAUAUGUGACUCCUGCUACUUUAGAAAUGAUGAAUGAAGAAAUCGUCGAAGCACCCGUUGAUGGAAAGCCGCAUCCCAAAAUUCAUACGCUUUUUUCCACGGAAUGCACGACGUAUUUUGAUUGGCAAACUGUGGGAUUCAUGCACAGUUUUCGUUUGAGUGGACAGCCCGGAAAUGUAACCAGACUACUUAGCUGCUCCGGCGAGGAUUUGGUGAAGUAUAAAGGCCAUGAUCUGGCUCCUACUCAUUAUGUUCCGUCUAUGAAUCGACAUCCAUUAACAGGAGAUUGGUAUCCAGCAAUUAAUAAACCAGCUGCAGUUCUUCACUGGCUUAAUCACGUAAAUAUCGAUGCUGAAUACAUAGUGAUUCUUGAUGCUGAUAUGAUCCUGAGAGGCCCAAUCACACCGUGGGAGUUCAAAGCUUCCCGUGGCCAUCCUGUUUCAACUCCUUACGACUACCUUAUUGGCUGUGACAACGAACUUGCAAAACUUCAUACUAGCCAUCCCGAGGCUUGCGACAAAGUUGGUGGUGUGAUCAUUAUGCAUAUAGAUGAUCUCCGGAAAUUUGCGAUGCUAUGGCUUCAUAAAACCGAGGAGGUUCGAGCUGAUAGAGCUCAUUAUGCAAGAAAUAUAACAGGAGACAUAUAUGAAUCCGGGUGGAUCAGUGAGAUGUACGGUUACUCAUUCGGUGCAGCCGAGUUGAAACUAAAGCAUACUAUAAGCAGUGAGAUACUGAUAUACCCGGGAUACGUUCCUGCGCUGAAUGUCAAAUAUCGAGUUUUUCAUUAUGGAUUGCAAUUCAGUGUCGGGAACUGGAGCUUCGACAAAGCUGCCUGGCGAGAGAUUGACAUGGUGAACAGAUGCUGGGCCAAGUUCCCAGAUCCACCGGAUCCCUCAACUGUUGAUCAAACUAAUCCGGAGAAUUUCCGACGUGACAUACUCAGCAUAGAAUGUGGAAAAACCCUUAACGAAGCGCUCGAAAUUCAUCACAAGAAGAAGUGUCCUACUGCUGAUUCAUUGAUAACAAAAGGCAAUGAGAAAACACAAGAAAGUGGAACUUCGAGUGAAAUCGGCAACACCGACGCAGGUAUUUCAAUAACUAAUCGCGUCACAGCGACAAACCAGUCAGAGGAGUUAGCGAGUGAUCAAAAAGAUGAGAUUCCGAGUUCAUUCAGGUUUUGGUUUGUAUUCUUGUGGGCAUUUUCUGGAUUCGGUUUCUUGGUUGUCACUUAUAUAGUGUGUACGGGUCAUAGAAGAGGGCGGACAAGGAUGAAACAUCAUAAUAGAAGGAGAAGAAGCUCGAAUGCAGGAUUCAUGGAUAUUAAUGGACGCGAUCGGCACGGCCGAGAUGUGGAUCUAUAA
This is a messenger RNA of Lathyrus sativus (Indian pea), 2448 nucleotides long. The record is from the annotation of a GenBank genome assembly. NCBI's taxonomy places the organism in Eukaryota, Viridiplantae, Streptophyta, Magnoliopsida, Fabales, Fabaceae.